Molecule: messenger RNA, 1651 nt
Organism: Impatiens glandulifera
Lineage: Eukaryota; Viridiplantae; Streptophyta; Magnoliopsida; Ericales; Balsaminaceae
Product: WD repeat-containing protein ATCSA-1-like
Exons: 9
Coding region: 107-1495 (462 amino acids)
Biological process (GO): proteasome-mediated ubiquitin-dependent protein catabolic process; transcription-coupled nucleotide-excision repair; protein polyubiquitination
Cellular component (GO): nucleotide-excision repair complex; Cul4A-RING E3 ubiquitin ligase complex
Molecular function (GO): protein binding
Source: RefSeq, a predicted model, not a curated record
UCGUCUAAAACUAACUGGUCAAAGCUGCGCAAGAAAGAAGAGAGAGGCUGAGGCUGAGGGAGACGAAGAAGAAGAGAUUGAUUGAUCGGGGUAAGAUGCAAGGAAAAUGUGGAAGGAGAUCGGGGACAGAGAAUUUGGCAAGAUCACCACUCGUUUUCUCUCCAAUCGCAUUCGCUCCAAUCGAAUCCCCUCUCUUACACUCUCCAACCGCAAAGAAAUCAUCUCUCCUCAUCGCGGCUCCAUCAACUCCCUUCAGGUUGAUUUGACAGAGGGGCGAUAUUUACUGUCUGGUGCAGCAGAUGCAUCGGUUGCUGUUUACGACAUUCAGCAUGCAUCAUCAGAGCACAAUGGCAGUGGUUGGAUUGCAAAGCAUAGUCCAUCCUUUGUGGUGGAUAAGAGACAUGAGAACGGGCAUAAGUAUGCGAUAUCCUCGGCCAUAUGGUAUCCCGUUGACACGGGUCUCUUUAUAACGGGUUCUUACGAUCAUCAUGUCAAUGUUUGGGAUACAAACACUAUUCAGGUUAUAACGAACUUUAAAAUGCCUGGAAAAGUUUAUAGGACUGCCAUGUCUUCCCUGGCAACUUCCCAUAUGUUAAUUGCUACUGGAACAGAGGAUGUUCAAGUUCGCCUCUGUGAUAUUGCUUCCGGGGCAUUUUCUCACACACUAUCUGGUCAUCGAGAUGGUGUGAUGUCGGUGGAGUGGUCUACCUCAAGUGAGUGGGUUUUAAUAACUGGUGGAUGUGAUGGUGCAAUACGUUUUUGGGACAUUAGACGGGCUGGAUGCUUUCAAGUGCUAAAUCAGUCACAUACUCAGUUUGGACGAAGACCACCUAUUGUUAAACAAGUGUCAGUAAAUAAGGCGUCAACUUCGAAAUCCUCACCAGGAAGCCAGAGUUCUGUAAAAGUACGGACACCAUUGAAAAAGGCGGCUAAUGGAAACGGCUCAAAGCAUCCGAUUAUUGGUAGAAUUCAUAAUCAUCAGGCUAAAGGAUCAUCAGUUAAUAAGAGACUGCAUCCAGGGAUGUUGAGUAGUCAAGAUCGGGCUACUGCUCAUUAUGGCGCUGUUACUGGAUUGAAUGUAACCAAAGAUGGCAUGUACCUUCUAAGUGCAGGAUCGGAUUCAAGGUUGAGGUUAUGGGACAUUGAAUCAGGCAACAACACACUUGUAAACUACGAGACUACUCGGCUACAGAGCAGUAAGUCUGUGCAGCUAGCGACAUCUCAGAACUCUGCCUUUGUUUUUGUUCCAUGCAUGUCCUCUGUCAAAAUGUUUGAUAUAUGGUCGGGUAAAACAAAUCUGAUGCUCCGGGAUCAUUAUGAUCACGUAAAUUGUUGUUUGCUAACCUCAGAUGAUCAGGAACUAUACACGGGUGGUAAUGACAGGCAAAUUCUCGUCUGGACUCCAGCUGACAUGAAUUCAGUCGAACCGGUUGAAUUGAGAGAGAACAUCGGAGGACAGCUUCCUUUACCCGACGAGGAUAAUUGGAGCGAUUAAUUCUCAGGCGGUUUGUAUAUUUGAUUGUCUCCUUUUUGUCUUUGUUUGAAAUUAGGCUAAAGAUUUUCAGAUUGUAGAAUGUGUAUAUUAUUACCAACUCAGUUUGCAAUUUUUCUUUGGAAUUAAUCCCCCUUUUUUUUCAGGAAAAUAUUCAUU